AUGCUUCCAAUAGAAAAAGAAAAUUCAAGAGUUGCUACAACUAAACCAUUAGAUGAACUUUUUACUAAUGUCGGUCAAAAGUUUGAGACAGAGACCGUAAAGCAUGAAGGCUAUCGUUUUGACUACCCAUUAAGAUGGUUAAGAGACCCAUCUGUCACAAAAGCUAUUGGCUUUCGUAGAAUGAAGUUUGUGUCUGUAGAAGAUAAAAGUUUUCCAUUUAUUGUAAGGUUUCAUAUAGAUUAUAUAUCUGAAGGGAAACGAAAAAUGUGGGAAGAAAUUGAGCUAAUACAAGUUGACCUUUCAUCUUCUCUACAGACUGCGUUAAAAAAUAUAGAAGAUAAAAUAAAUUCAUGUUAUGCAAAAUAUGCUGAUGAAUAUGCAAAUACCGAGAGCACACUUUAUGUGAGAAUUGUAUAUGACAAACAAAAUUCACAAGUGUCAUUUCAAAUCUACGAAGACAAUCCAAAGAAAGACGAACAAAUAUAUACAGAAUUCACUGCAAUGUCAUGGUAUUAUUUGCAAAGAAUGUUA
This is a messenger RNA of Trichomonas vaginalis G3, 531 nucleotides long. RefSeq lists its product as uncharacterized. The annotation marks the transcript as partial. The record is from RefSeq and is a predicted model, not a curated record. The transcript has a single exon. NCBI's taxonomy places the organism in Eukaryota, Parabasalia, Trichomonadida, Trichomonadidae.